Molecule: messenger RNA, 5916 nt
Organism: Mustela lutreola (European mink)
Lineage: Eukaryota; Metazoa; Chordata; Mammalia; Carnivora; Mustelidae
Gene: UBXN10
Product: UBX domain protein 10
Exons: 2
Coding region: 1450-2265 (271 amino acids)
Molecular function (GO): protein binding
Source: RefSeq, a predicted model, not a curated record
CUGCCCAAGCCUUCCGGCACCUAGGGGAGUGGACAGGGUUUGGGACCCAAGGUGUAGAUACAAAAGCAUGGUUGGCCCAGGUCCUUAAACACCUGUUCCCCACCACCACCUCCCCAGCUUCCCCUUUCUAUGGGAUAGAUGCUGGGGAGAGUUGGUGUUCCCUCCGUGUAACAGAUGGUCCCCGCGCUCGGGAGGAGGCAGUGGGUUAUGAAAGCAGGUUCGAUGGAACGGUUUUACCUGAAGGAGGUGUUAGUCUCUAAAUAACCAUGAGUGGGCUUAUAGGAAUUAGUCAUAAUUGAGGUUUUUUUUUUCUCUGAGAUAGCUCGCAGUCAUGUUAUCUUAUGACCAGGGUGUCUUGAAUAUGACACCCCCCGAACAUGGAUAAUUAUAUAGUACCAAAAGGUAUAGAAAGUGCAUGCACAUAGUCAAGUUUUACUGUUAAAAAUAAUUCAGCAGAGAGCCUGCGAGAACACAUGACUUUCCUCAUCAAAGUUGUUAAGGAAGAGAUUUCUAAGUUACCAAACUUACUGACAGUUAAACCUUCCUGAGGCAUGUGUGGGAGUUAGAAGCCAAGUCUGUGAUAAUUCUGUAGAAGCUGUGGCAAAUUAAUAGCCAUUGCUGGAGGGGGGAGGGAGGACCGAGAAGGGGAGCUGGUUCCCAAAUUGCGCUUAUCUUUGGCAGAACAGUUGGACAAUAAUGACCUCCUCAUGUCACCCUGAGUUAAAGUGCAGAGCUGCUUAAUUACAAGUAAAAGACUUUAGAACUCAGCCAGCAGGGGAAAAACCACAUUCUUCACAGUUGAUCAGAAAACAGAUUAAAUUAACAAGGAGACAGGCCGGCAUUUUUUUUUUUUUUUCAUGCCAAGGAGAAGGUUCCUGAACUCCCAGCAGCCAGAUUGGGUGUGAAAACCUAGCGAGAAGUAGAAGAUGGGAAGUGUGGAAAGACCCAGUCUGUGGACAGAAGGGAGCAAACAUAGAGGCCUUUAAGUUAAGAAAGGAAGGAUAGCUUUCGAACUGGCUAGUGCCUGGGGAAUAUAGGGGAAGACUGUGUCUUGUUUGGGUAUGGUUUUAAUGAAGACGAAAAGGAUGCUUUCUAAAAUUUGGCAACAUGGAUAAGAGGCACAGAAGAAUAACAUUAGAAUGCAAGGCUACAGGGUUGGAAUUACAUUGCUCAGGACUGUGUGACGAAGGUAGCUUGGUGUAAGUUGGUUUGACGUAAGGAUACAAUUAAAGUGGGACAUCAGAAGACAUUUCUUAGGAAAACAUGAUUUUGCAUUUUUGAGCCAAGUUCAUGGGCAGUUUCUGAAAUCAACCUUCCUGCAUUUCUGUGCAGUGGGCGGGGCAGGCACGGGUUCCAGGGUUUGCCCUGCUGGUCAGAGGUGGCUAGGAGCAGAACCACCAAGGGUCCCCUGGGGGAAAAACUCUGCAGCAACAGGGGUCUUGAGAAGCAAUGGCCACCGAGGCCCCUGUGAACAUAGCCCCCCCUGAACGCAGCACCGCAGGCCACACAGCCGCUGACGGCUUCAUCUGGCAGCCAGACUCGGCGAACAUGCACGUCCUCAGGCCCAAGUCCGCCAAGGGACGGACGCGGCCGAGCCCGCACAGACCGCAGGGCACAGAGCCGGGUCCUCACCGCCCGCCGGCCUCCCUGCCUCCAGCCAUCCCCUGUGAGCCGCCCAGCGGCCAGAGGCCGGGAGCCUGCGCACCCAGGUCUCCAAACCAGGGAGCUCCCAGCGAGAUCCCCGAGCUGCGGCAGCAGGUGCCGGCUGGCGCUUCCUCCUCCCUCAAUAAAUACCCAGUCCUCCCUUCCAUCAACAGGAAGAGCCUGGAGGAGGGGUCUGUGGAAACAGUGGUGAAACAGGCCGGCUCCCUGCAGCUGAGCGGCACAGUGAAUAAGAAUGAAGAAGAGUCCAGAGUUCCAGCUUCUUCCCCAGAGAGGAAAGUCAUCAUCCGGACCAGGAGACAGACCUCCCCCAGGGUGGGGGACCCGGAGGAGCCCUCAGAUCAAGAGCCCAGGCUGCUGCUGGCCGUCAGGUCGCCAUCGGGCCGAAGGUUCGUUCACCAUUUCCGGCCCACCGACGCCUUACAGAUGGUUGUCGCUGUGGCCGAGGACAAGAACCAGGCCAGCUACCAGCCCUGCAGCAUUGAAACCAUGGAAGUGCCCAGGAGACGGUUCUCUGACCUCACCAGAUCCCUGCAGGAGUGCAGAAUCCCCCACAAGUCGGUGCUGGGCAUCUCGCAGGAAAAAGGGGAGGGGGAGCCCUGAGUCCGCAGCCCCCUAGCCGGGGUCCUGGGUCUCUGAGCAAGGAGCACGCUUGGCUGCUGUGGCCUUCCGGGCAGCUCAGUCCCAAGUGCCGUGUGAACUUGGGGGGGCUGUGAUCCUUGCGACCCACCUUCACAGCCUCUCCUCUGCAGGAGUGAAAUUUGCACAUGCGCCAAGCACAUUGAGAAGGUUCUCUUCCAGUUGUUGAAAUUCCCUCCAGCACUGGAGUGAACUGGCAAGUUACCAGGGCUGUUCCUGAAACCACCGUGACCAGGUCUCCCCCUUUCCCGAGGUCUGGGUCCUUUCUGGAGCACCCGCUUGCCUUUACAAAUGAACUCUCCCUCUCUUGAAGCCAAUGGUUUGCCUUUCUGUAUUUGAUGCAGGAUUAAAUACUUCCCAGAGAGGAUUCAAGUCUGGUAAAUAACCAGGGCUCAGGAAAUGUCGAACUGGCAUUUGUAUUUCUUGCAAACAUCUUUAAGAAACAGGCAGUUGACACUAUCUUGGAAGCAGCCUCUUUGCUGGGCUCGGGUGACUAGAGUUUCUCAGGGAUUACAGUUUGUGUGAUGUGGCUUCAGAGGAGAGAACAGGUCUUUCGCUAAUACAAAUCCCCCAACACAUCAAUGUUUCUGAAAUAGUCUGGGAGCUAGAAAGCAUAUAGCUUCCACAACUGUGGAUUAGCCAAGUAGCCACUCUUAAAUAGAGACUAAGUAGGUUUGCAAACAUCGGUAGCUACUCUCUACAUGCUGCAGUCUUCCCAAACUGAGAUAAACCAGUGUACUCUGAUUUCCUUCGCUUUUGUUGCUCAUGGAAUCUUUGUGUUUUUAAAACCAUACGAACAUACAAGUCUGUACAAGUUUGCCCUGAAGGCGCCAUUGAGGUGUGGAGAUGUAGUCUCGGUGUUUCGCCUCCUUCCCACAGAGACUCCCUGGAGCGGGGACAGCGGUGUCCCUGUUUUGUGAUUUCGGAACCCCAGGGAGGACAAGGGUUCCUCUGUUGGGCCUCAUUCGGCUGCACCUGUGCCGAGAGACCCUGUGCCCACGUGUCCGUCUGAUUGGCAUGUGGUACGUCUGAAUGCCUUAGCCCAUAGCCAUGUUGAAGACCACGGGGUCUUGGCUUUCCAACUCUAAAGUGGUGACGUGGACAGCUCGCCAGAGUCCUCUUAUGUCGGGAGUUCAGCAAGACCUCCAGGUCUCAUCAGGAUCCUCUUUGUGGCCAAAUCACCAUUCAGAGUAGGGGAGCCGGUCCCUCAAGAGCUCUGCCAUCAUGGAGCACUGAGUACCGAGGCGCCCUCCCUGUUCCUGGGUACACAGAGAAGGCAGGAGUUCCAGAAGCCUAUCAGCAUGGCGGCCUCAGCAGCAAGUGCGCCUUGUACCUAGAUAAGGAAGGCGGCUGGAAAUGUUACAUCCAGCAACUUGAUACUCCGCCAUGGAGAUUAACGCCAACGUCGUUUCCUCUCAAGAAGGCUCGCCUUGUCCUUCCCCAUCCCACACCACCCAGAUCACUCAAGAGUGGGUUCUUUCAUAAUGUGUGGUCCAAUUUCCCAAUACUAGCUCGGUUGCAAAGGUUGCAAAGCUGGGACUUGCUGGACCUUGGGCAGCUCACGCAGCUGGCCACCUCUCCCAACCAGCGACCAUGGUGGAGGGGACUUGGGCGGGCGGAGGGUGGGGGAUCAGCAUCCAGCCUGGUACUCUCAGGCUGGGUGCAUAUCCGCCUCUGAUCCUAGGAGGCUGGGGGAAGAGCCUCCCUCAAAAUCACACCUACUCUGUGGUAAGAAUAAAAUCCCACCCACCUGGGACUCGGUAAUUUCUCCAGGCAGGAAAUCUGUAGAAAACUUCAGCGAAACAGCAUGCUGGAGGGAGCUAGAAUCUUCUGCACUUAGGGCUUUGCUGCUGCAAUUCAGCUUGGAAUUUGGGGGUGGCAAAAAAAAGUGGAAGGCAUGAAACAUAGAAAUAUUUUAAGGUAUCUUAGGACAUGAGAAUAGAGCUAGAUUUGAGCCACCUUGAUAAACUUAUUUUUUUUUGGACAAAAGGAUGAUGACACAAUAAAAAUUGAUUUGUGUGACGCCAAGUCGGCGGAGAAACACGCCUUCUGUUUUCAAGCAGGACUCCGGCCCCUGGGCUCUGGCAGACAGAGGGGCUCACCGACCUCACCUCCUUGGGAAAACACUGAGCUCUGCUGUUAAGUCCAAGUCCCCGUCCCCAGGCACCCCGGGUCCCCACCCUUCCCAUAGCUCUUGCUUUCAGGUUACAGGAUUGCACCAAGCUCUCUACAGCAAGAGUCUCCUGAAUUUCUCUGAAAAAUCAUUCCGAGUAUUCUCCUUAGGAAGUUGGCAAGAGCCGCCUCUCUAUCAGAGAGGUGACUUUGCAGAUGGCGCUGUCACGUGGGCACCCCGGUCUAAUGGGUGGCUUUGGGUGACCACUUUGUAGUCACAGACCUCACUCAUUCAUUGAACCAGUGGUCACUGAGGGCCUACCCUGUGUCAUACACGGGUGACCGGCAUUGGCGUCCCACCAAGGGACCAUUGACAAGGAAGCGUAAAACCAUCUCGGGAGCUGAGAGUCCGACCCAAGUGAGGGGCUGUAGAUUUACCCGUGAAGGAUCCUGGAGUGAGGAGGAAAGGCUGUUGCUGUCUCCCCGCUGACUUGCAAAGGCGAGUCCUCCCCACCUUUCCAGCGAUGGCACCAGGAAGAGUGAUCAUUAGGGACGUGAACUUUGCGUAGGACAAAGCUUCAAGACCAGUUUUCCCAGCAUCUCCCCUGACACAGUCCAAGAGGUAAAUUAGUUCUGGCGGCAGAAGGAACAGCAGGAGACAUAAGUGACUCAUCAUUUAGAAUCCAAAAACUUUUCACCAACAGAUGGCAGGUGGUUUUAACACAACAGUCCUUGCCCUCAAAGUACCUGGGGAUCCAGCCAACAGCCGUCAAGGCAGGGCGGUCCUGAUGAAGAGAUGUAGGUGAACGUGACCGUGGGCCGGUAGUCACUCCAGAGAUCCCGCAGAAAUACUCCACAAGCGAAGAAACGUAGACAAGCCUUGAGGUUUCCAUUACCAUGAAAAACCUUAAAGUCUAGUGACGGAUCACUGUCCCAGGCAUGCAUUACGAAAGGAGGUGUACCGGGAACCAAGUUUCGCUUUUGUCUAAGCAUUUUACCACCAUCUUGUGUGCAUUUCUCGUGUCAAAUAAAACCACGCUGCCCCAAGGGGCCAAAAAAUAAAAAAUAAAAAAUAAAAAAAAGUUUCUCUUUACACAGUUUUUUAAUAAGUUGAGAUAAAAGGGUGCGUGGUUUCCUGUAGUCUGAGGUGUAUCUCAGAUGAGACUUUUAUAUGGUAAGAGGAUCUACUUUCCUACCCUUUAAACAGAGCUGCAAAGGAAACUAGAUGAUUCAACUUCAGCCUCCAUCUGGAAUCAGUCUGCGAAGCAAGCGCAGGAACAUCAGUUUCCGUCGUGCACGAGGCAACACACCACUGUCAAGUGCAAGGUUUGGGCCCCGUUCACCCUCACCCUGAGCCAGAACCAGCCCAAACCCGGCCAAGGUCAGAGGCCAAGGUGGAGGAGUUGGCGAAAUGCAAGCAGAGCGGACUUGGGGUGACUCACCAACACACAAGACAGUAGCUCACGUUGUACAAAUAAAAUUGGGUGUUUUGUUUUGCGUCUA